CUGGAAAAGCUCAGUGCAGUUUUUCCAGUUCUACGCCGGCCACAACGAUACCGAUUUGACAAAGACGAAUAUCACGCUGGGUGAACUUCAGGAAUUGGUUCCGGAAAUUGACUGGCUAAAAUUCCUGUCCAACUACACGGUAGGGGAACAAAGGAAAAGCCUAAGCAUGAAGACUAAAGUAUUGUUGCGCGGCGAGAAGGGGAUGUACGCAAAGUAUUCCACUCUACUACGCGACACAACGACAAUGCAAAACGCGGCAUUCUUCAGCUGGUACGCCUACGUGAUGAACGACCGUCAGCUCACGCGCGCGCCGUUUUGUCUCGUGCUGUGGCAUGAAAUGUUCAACAAACUGUCCGAGCACUAUGUGGCCAAAUACCUCUAUGCCGAUGUGGACCUUGGCAAUGUGGAGACCCUGACUGAAAGUAUCCGGGCAGCCUUCAUCGAAGUGCUCGCCGAUAACAAGUGGCUGGCCCCGGAAAACAAGAGAUUUCUGAUCGAAAAGAUAAAAAACACGCCCGCCUACCUUGGCUACAACAAGAAUGCGCUCGACCUGAAGGUGGCCGACGAGUUGGCCGAGUUUAUUUCCAUUCCCGAUGACCUUUCGCCGAUCGAACAAGCGAUGGUGCAAACUCGGGCGAAAUGGGUGCGACAUAAUUAUGAUCUCGGCGACAUGGUGACGAUGGGUGCGUUGCCGCUGUUCGACGUGAACGGGCAAAACGUCGACAACAAAUAUAUUGUGCUGACGGCCGGCGGCUUUGCCAAGCCAUCAUUCGACCCGCGCUGGCCGCUCGAAUUCAACUACGGUGGCCUCGGGAUGUUGAUUGCCCAUGAAUUCUCGCACUCCUAUGACGCGACGGAUGACCUCCCAUCCGGCAACGUUGGCAACGAUACCAACGAGUUUCUGGAGCGCCAGAAAUGCAUCGUCGACCAAUUUGGGAACGUCACCCACUCGAACGUAUACCUCAACAUCUCCGUCGCGGGUGACGGCUGGAAUCAGAAAGAGGAAGCUGCAGCUGAUCAUCAGGGAACGCUCGUGGCAUUUCGGGCCUAUCGUAAGCAGCGCAAUCGGCUCUUCGGCAGUAAUCCGCCAAAGUUGCCCGGUCUCCAGAAGUACACCAACGAUCAGCUCUUCUUCCUCGCCCAUGCUCAGAACUGGUGCGGGCAACUCGACGAGCUGAAGACGCCAGCGUAUGCAAAUAUCUUCAAGAAACGCCACCCUCCCUACUCGGUGCGCAUCAACGAGGAUAUGAAGAACCUGGAGCCAUUUGCGACGGCGUUCAAGUGUCCGCUGAACUCACCGAUGAACCCGGAGAAGAAGUGUCGCGUUUGGCGCCACAUCAAAAAGCGC
Molecule: messenger RNA, 1348 nt
Organism: Mesorhabditis spiculigera
Lineage: Eukaryota; Metazoa; Nematoda; Chromadorea; Rhabditida; Rhabditidae
Source: the annotation of a GenBank genome assembly